Molecule: messenger RNA, 2752 nt
Organism: Nycticebus coucang (slow loris)
Lineage: Eukaryota; Metazoa; Chordata; Mammalia; Primates; Lorisidae
Gene: ASB10
Product: ankyrin repeat and SOCS box containing 10
Exons: 6
Coding region: 208-1659 (483 amino acids)
Biological process (GO): intracellular signal transduction
Molecular function (GO): protein binding
Source: RefSeq, a predicted model, not a curated record
AGGUCCCAAGGGCUUGGAGAAAAGGAAACUCCCAGGCUGUUUCUCCCCCACCCCAAAGCUUGUCCAAGAUCCUAACCUUUGGCCCAGGAACUAAGUCAUGUGGAGCCCAGAAUAGCUCCUGCUGAAUGCCUAGCCAGCUCAGACACAGAGCUUGGGGCAUGGGGACCCUCUGUCUCUUUCUGUCUGGGUUUCCCUCCUUCUCUCUCUAUGCCUUUGGCCUCUUCCUCUCCUCCCCACCACCCUUCCACUUCCCACAUGCUCAUGAGCUGGUCCCCAGAAGAGUGUGGGGGACAGGGAGAGCCCCGAGGUGACAGACAUACCCUCUGUGCCAGGCUGGUGGAGAAGCCCAGCAGAGGGGCUGAGGAAGACCCCGAGGCUGGCCCGGGACCCAUCGUCACCCGCACAGCCUCGGGACCUGCCCUCACCUUGUGGCAGGCAGUGCUGGCCGGGGAUGCGGGCUCUGUCUCCCACAUCCUGGCAGACUCCAGUACUGGCCUGGCACCUGAUUCUGUCUUUGACACCAGCGACCCGGAGCGAUGGAGGGAUUUCCGCUUCAACAUCCGCGCUCUGAGACUCUGGUCUCUGACUUAUGAAGAGGAGCUGACCACCCCUCUGCAUGUGGCGGCCAGCCGUGGCCACACAGAAGUUCUGCGGCUGCUGCUGAGGCGGAGGGCGAGGCCAGACAGUGCCCCUGGGGGCCGCACUGCUCUGCACGAGGCCUGUGUGGGAGGCCACACAGCCUGCGUCCAUGUGCUGCUGGUGGCGGGAGCUGACCCCAACAUCCCUGACCAGGAUGGAAAACGGCCCUUGCAUCUCUGCCAGGGGCCUGGCAUCCUUGAGUGUGCAGAGCUGCUCCUGAGGUUUGGGGCAAGUGUGGACGGUCGGUCCGAGGAAGAAGAGGAGACUCCUUUGCAUGUGGCUGCCCGGCUUGGCCAUGUGGAGCUGGCAGACCUGCUUCUAAGACGUGGGGCAUGCCCUGAUGCUCGUGAUUCAGAAGGCUGGACUCCACUGCUGGCUGCCUGUGAUACCCGCUGCCAGUCUCCUGCAGAUGCCGAGGCUACCACCGCCCGCUGCCUCCAGCUGUGCCGCUUGCUGCUCAAGGCUGGAGCAGAUGCUGAUGCUGCUGACCGGGACAAGAGGCGGCCCCUACACCUGGCCUGUCGUCGUGGCCAUGCUGCUGUGGUGGAGUUGCUCCUGUCCUGUGGUGUCAGUGUCAAUGCCAUGGACUAUGGGGGACACACGGCCCUGCACUGUGCUCUGCAGGGCCCAGCUGCAGCCCUGGCCCAAAGCCCUGAGCAUGUGGUGCGGGCUCUGCUCAACCAUGGAGCUGUCCGCGUCUGGCCAGGGGCCCUCCCUAAGGUGCUAGAGUGCUGGUGCACGUCCCCACGGACCAUCGAGGUCCUGAUGAACACCUACAGUGGCAUGCAACUUCCUGAGGAGGCUAUGGGCCUGGUACCACCUGAAACUCUGCAGAACCAUCAGCGUUUCUACUCUUCCCUCUUCGCCUUGGUGAGAAAGCCCAGGUCACUGCAGCACCUGAGCCGCUGUGUGCUCCGCUCCCACCUGGGAAGCUGCCUGCCCCACGCCCUGCCCCUGCUGCCCCUGCCACCCCGGCUCCUUCGCUACCUGCAGCUCGAUUUUGAGGAUGUGCUCUACUAGCUGUCCACUGCCUUUUGAGAGAGCCUAAAAGCAGAUGCCUCAUCCUGUGGGGGGUGUUUCUCUGCACCACGUCAGGGAAGGUGGCCCCGGCAGCAGGAGGUCCUUCUCUACAGGCAGAUGUGAAUGCUGUGAUUCCCAACAGAGAAAGGCGGACAGACCUCUGCAAGCCAGAUGAUGUCUGAUGAAGAGAGUUAAGACUCAUGCAAAUGAUACUUUCCUCUUGGGUCUCUCCUGAAGCCCCUUGCUAAUCUGUGCAACCCUUGCAUGUGCAUUAAAAAUCUCCAGGCUGCGUUUGAUGCGGUCUCCAACAGACCAUCCUCUGAGCUGGCUCCUUCCCAGGAGAGUCAGGAUGGGCAGACUCACAAGUGCUCCAUAUCUGUCCCAUAGUGCUGGCUGUGUCACUUCCCCUUUGGUAUCUACCAGCUCUUUCAUGUACCCACGAAAUGAAGGAAUGGCCCCCAGGUGAGACAGUGUUAGAUAAGCCUAAAAGAUGUGCAGACGAGGGUUUCAGGUAGGCAGAGCUGCUGUGCAAAUAAAGGCAGGUGGUGCAGAGAGUUGAGGUGAAGGGAGGAGGGAGGAGAGCCGCCGGGAAGGUGGUGGCCAAGCAUGGAGGAUAAUAACCAUGGCUCAGGUGAGAGCGAAAAGCCCAGGUCUAGAAAAACAAAACCAAUUCUAUCAUUGCCUGACACUGUAGGUCAGGGAGCACCCCAGGCAGACCUGCUUCCUGCCACUUUUCAUCUGUUCCUUCCUUAAGUUUAGCUCUGUGACCUCAAAAACACUGAGCUAAGAGUUACAUGACUGGUUCUGGUCUAACUCUGUCGUUAAUUUCUUGUGGAACAUAAAAGUCUCUUGCCUUCCGGGCUCAAGUUUCCGCAUCUGUAAAGAGAAAGAGAAGGAGAGUCCUCUGGUUCACUGAAGUUCCAGGAGUUUAGGAACCUGCCGGAAAGAGGUUGCCAUAGAGCAGCCAGUCAAGUGCACUGUGAUCGCUGACGUCAAGGGUCGCCAGGCAGAGCACCCUGGGCUCGCUCCAGAAUGCGCACGCGCUGGAGCUCGACUUUCCCGCCAAUCGCCGCGUGCGUGCAAAGCUGUGGGG